Messenger RNA from Lolium rigidum, 942 nucleotides. RefSeq names its product peroxidase 2-like. The coding region runs from base 1 to 942 and encodes 313 amino acids. Gene Ontology annotation, biological process: response to oxidative stress; hydrogen peroxide catabolic process. The transcript is spliced from 3 exons. Lineage: Eukaryota; Viridiplantae; Streptophyta; Magnoliopsida; Poales; Poaceae. Gene Ontology annotation, molecular function: heme binding; peroxidase activity. The record is from RefSeq and is a predicted model, not a curated record.
AUGGCCUCUUCGUCUCUAUCACUUGUGUUGCUCUUGUGCCUUGCCGCCGCCGCGUCGGCGCAGCUGUCGACGACGUUCUACGACUCGUCGUGCCCCAAGGCUCUGUCCACCAUCAAGGACGCCGUGACGGCCGCCGUGAACAAGGAGAACCGCAUGGGGGCGUCACUGCUCCGGCUGCACUUCCAUGACUGCUUUGUUCAAGGUUGUGACGCGUCCGUUCUGCUGUCCGGCAACGAGCAGAAUGCUUUCCCCAACGUCAAAUCGCUUCGAGGCUUCGAGGUCAUCGACAGCAUCAAGGCGAAGCUGGAGACCCUCUGCAAGCAGACCGUCUCCUGCGCCGACAUCCUCUCCGUCGCCGCCCGGGACUCCGUGGUUGCCUUGGGAGGACCGACGUGGACGGUCGGUCUAGGGAGGAGGGACUCCACCACUGCAAACGAGGCCCUGGCCAACAGCGCCCUGCCCGCUCCAUCCUCCGACAUCGUCAACCUCACCGACGCCUUCGGCCCCAAGGGCUUCUCCCUCACCGACAUCGUGGCGCUCUCCGGCGCGCACACCAUCGGGCAGGCGCAGUGCCAGAACUUCAGGGACAGGCUCUACAACGAGACCAACAUCAACUCCGGCCUCGCCACCUCGCUCAAGGCCAACUGCCCGCGGGCGACCGGCUCCGGCGACAACAACCUGGCGCCGCUCGACCCGACCACCCCGUACUCCUUCGACAACGUCUACUACACCAACCUCAAGUCCCAGAAGGGCCUCCUGCACUCCGACCAGGUGCUCUAUGCCGGCGGCAGCGGCGCCGCCGACAACAUUGUCAGCAACUUCGCCAGCAACCCGGCCGCGUUCAGCAGUGCCUUCGCGUCCGCCAUGGUGAAGAUGGCCAACCUCAGCCCGUUGACGGGAUCACAGGGACAGGUCAGGCUUAGCUGCUCCAAGGUGAACUAA